Messenger RNA from Clarias gariepinus (North African catfish), 2971 nucleotides. It is a transcript of the gene gys1, whose product is annotated as glycogen synthase 1 (muscle). The record is from RefSeq and is a predicted model, not a curated record. The transcript is spliced from 16 exons. Gene Ontology annotation, molecular function: alpha-1,4-glucan glucosyltransferase (UDP-glucose donor) activity. Gene Ontology annotation, biological process: glycogen biosynthetic process. NCBI's taxonomy places the organism in Eukaryota, Metazoa, Chordata, Actinopteri, Siluriformes, Clariidae. Gene Ontology annotation, cellular component: cytoplasm. Bases 85 to 2187 code for a protein of 700 amino acids.
CCCAAAGUGAUCCAGUCGGUGAUUGAUUGGCGCAGAUGCGUGCGCUGUGUUCCUGCGCGAGGACAGGACGCCGUCGCUGCAGGCAUGCCACUGGCACGCAGUAUCUCCGUGACCUCGCUGUCAGGUCUGGAGGACUGGGACGAGGAGUUUGACUUGGAGGAUGCCGUUCUGUUUGAAAUCGCAUGGGAGGUGGCUAAUAAAGUUGGAGGCAUCUACACAGUGAUCCAGACGAAAGCACGUUUGACCUGUGAGGAAUGGGGGGAAAACUACUUCUUAGUGGGGCCCUAUAUGGAGUCCAAUGUCAGGACCCAGGUUGAAUUGAUCGAGCCCCCGAACGCGGCACUGAGGAGGACCAUCGACAAGAUGAAUAGUAGCGGAUGCAAGGUGUAUUUUGGGCGUUGGCUGAUUGAGGGCUCUCCGUAUGUCAUCCUGCUGGAUGUUGGUUUCACCGCCUGGUCUCUGGAUCGCUGGAAGAGUGAACUAUGGGAAAACUGUGCCAUCGGCGUGCCCUGGUUCGACCGCGAGGCCAACGACGCCGUCUUGUUCGGCUUCCUCACCGCCUGGCUGCUCGGAGAGUAUGCAGCGCAGUGUGAAGAACCCCCACACAUCCUGGCACACUUUCACGAGUGGCUGGCUGGACUGGGGCUGGUCUUGUGCCGACAGAGGCACUUGCCCGUAGCGACCAUUUUCACCACUCACGCCACGCUUCUCGGCAGAUACCUGUGUGCCGGCAACGUUGACUUCUACAACAACCUGGCAGAGUUCAAUGUUGAUAAGGAGGCAGGCGAUAGACAGAUCUAUCACCGCUACUGUAUCGAGCGGGCCGCUGCACGCUGCGCUCACGUUUUCACCACUGUGUCCAAGAUCACAGCCAUCGAGGCCGAGCACCUGCUCAAGAGGAAACCAGAUAUCGUGACUCCUAACGGUUUGAAUGUGAAAAAGUUCUCCGCAAUGCACGAGUUUCAGAACCUCCACGCCCAGAGCAAGGCGCGCAUUCAAGAGUUCAUCAGAGGGCAUUUCUACGGGCAUUUAGAUUUCAACCUGGAUAAAACCGUGUUUCUGUUCAUUGCUGGACGCUACGAGUUCUCAAAUAAAGGAGCUGACGUUUUCCUCGAAGCCCUGGCCAGACUCAACUAUUUACUGAGGGUGAACCACAGCCAGGUUACGGUGAUAGCGUUCUUCAUCAUGCCCGCCCGCACCAACAACUUCAACGUGGAGACGCUGAAGGGUCAAGCCGUACGGAAACAGCUCUGGGAUACGGCACAGACUGUAAAAGAGCGCUUCGGGAAGAAACUCUACGAAUCGCUGCUCGUCGGGCAGCUCCCAGAGGUAUCGAAGAUGUUAGACAAGGAGGAUUUCACCAUGAUGAAGAGAGCCAUCUUUGCUACCCAGCGCCAGUGUCUUCCUCCGGUCUGCACCCACAACAUGCUGGAGGACAGCUCCGACCCCAUCCUCUCAGCCAUCCGCCGCAUCGGGCUCUUCAACAGCUCUCAGGAUCGCGUCAAGGUCAUCUUCCAUCCAGAGUUUCUGUCCUCCACUUCCCCACUGCUGCCCAUGGACUAUGAGGAAUUCGUUCGAGGCUGUCAUCUUGGAGUUUUUCCUUCGUACUAUGAACCCUGGGGAUACACACCAGCCGAGUGCACCGUGAUGGGGAUUCCCUCCAUCUCCACUAAUCUCUCUGGGUUUGGCUGUUUUAUGGAGGAGCACAUAGCUGACCCGACUUCUUACGGGAUUUAUAUCCUGGACCGGCGGUUUCGCAGCGUGGACGAGUCGUGUAACCAGCUGACCUCCUUCCUGUUCCAGUUCUGCCAGCAGAGCCGCAGACAGCGCAUCAUCCAGAGGAACCGCACGGAACGCCUCAGCGACCUGCUGGACUGGAGAUAUCUGGGCCGGUAUUAUGUAGCUGCUCGUCACAUGGCUUUAGCCAAAGCCUUCCCUGAGUUUUACAUGUAUGAGCCCCAUGAUCCAACCUCGACCACGGGCUUCCGGUACCCCCGUCCAGCCUCAGUGCCGCCCUCGCCUGCACACUCGCUCCAUUCGUCCCCACACCACAGCGAGGCUGAGGACGAGGACGAGACAUACGACGAAGAUCUGGAGGCUGAGAAAGACCGCCAGAACAUCCGGCAACCUUUCGCUCUGCCGAACAAGAAUAAAAGCCUGGUGGCCGAUGCGCCUGAGAAAAACUAACGCUCUACACAUACACACACACACAAACUCACACACACACACAUACACAUAUGUACGUGCGCACUGCUGAUCUGUCCACUGUCUGUCUGUUAUUUCUGGGCUUUGAGGUAUUUAUUUCUGGAACCCAUCAGGAGUUACUGUGUUUUAGAGGUAUUAAAAUUAGGUCAUUUAAUGUCUUCCAUAUUUGGUUGAACUCACAAGAUAUGUUUAGAAUAUUAUUUUUUUCCAGAUUAUGAAAGAUAAUACAAAGUUAAAUAGAAACCGGUUGCUGUGUAAGAAACAUCUGUCUCGUCUGUACUCUAGUACUACUUGUGAAAAACCGAUUUAAUCUGAGAAUUCUCUUUUUACUAAAAAUCAUGGGCAAUAUAUUUUACCACAAACCAGCUUCUGAAGAAUACAACAAUCUGCAGUAUCACUUCAUCUGCCUGAUUUCUUUCUUUUUUUUUUAUUAUCAUUUUUUUUGUUGCUUUCUUUCACUCUGGUGCUGUCCUCAAGCCUUGUCCCAGUUUUUUGGUAGCCAAGGCACAGCGGAGGUAGAAACCUGCCCUCCGUUUUUACGACGAUAGUCUCAUCCAUCAGAUGCUAUCGACCUCGGAUGAUCCAAGCGUUGCCUUGGUGUGGGAACGAAUCUGUAUUUCUCAGACGUUCUCUCCAGGAAACAAAGUGAAUGUAAUCGAAACUUGACCUGUAGCUUCAAUACUGUAAUGUACACGAACACAGCAUUUUGAACUUUUGUUGUCGGCUGUAGAAAAGAAAUUAAAGUAUAUAAUGAUAUAUAAAUCUA